Messenger RNA from Peromyscus maniculatus bairdii (prairie deer mouse), 1065 nucleotides. Lineage: Eukaryota; Metazoa; Chordata; Mammalia; Rodentia; Cricetidae. The record is from RefSeq and is a predicted model, not a curated record.
AAUGCAGUGACCUAUAAUGAUGUGCAUGUGGACAUCACUCAGGAAGAAUGGGCAUUGAUGGAUCCUUCACAGAAGAAUCUCUACAAAGAUGUGAUGGUGGAGACCUAUAUGAACCUCACAGAUAUAGGUUACAAUUGGGAUGAUCUUGAAGUUGAAGAACAUUGCCAUAGUUCUCAAAAACAUGGAAGGCAUGAAAGAAGUCAUACUACAGAGAAAUCACAUGAAUAUACUGAUUGUGGUAAAGACUUUGUAUGUAGUCAUCCUCAAAGGCAUGAAAAAACACAUACUGGAGAGAAACUCUGUGAAUAUAAUCAAUGUGGUAAAACCUUUACACAGCCCAGGCAUCUUGGAGUACAUAAAAGAACACAUACUCGUGGGAAACCCUAUGAACGUAAUCAUUGUGGUAAAGCCUUUGCACGAGACAGUGCUCUUCAAUUGCAUGAAAGAACACAUACGGGAGAAAAACCCUAUGUGGUAAAGCCUUUGCUCAAAACAAUACUCUUCAAAAGCAUAAAAGAACACACACUGGAGAGAAACCCUAUGAAUGUAAUCAGUGUGGUAAAACAUUUGCACAGUCCAGUCAUCUUCAAGUACAUAAAAGAACACAUACUGAAGAGAAACCCUAUUAAUGUAAUCAGCGUGGUAAAGCCUUUUCUCGUCACAAUCGUCUUCAGUUCCAUGAAAGAACACACAUGAGAGAAAAGCCCUAUGAAUGAAAACAAUGUGGCAAAGCUUUUGCAUGUCAUAGUGAUCUUCAAAAGUAUAAAAGAACACAUACUGGAGAGAAACCUUAUGAAUUUAAUCAAUGUGAUAGACCCUUUUGCACAGCCCCAUAAUCUUCAAGUGCAUAGAAGAACACAUACAGGAGAGAUACCCUAUGAAUGUAAUCAAUGUGGUAAAGCCUUUGCUCAAAAUUGUGUUCUUCAAAGGCAUGAAAGAACACACACUGGAGAGAAACCCUAUGAUUGUAAUCAGUGUGGGAAAGCCUUUGUUCGUCUUAGUGCUUCUCAAUUGCAUGAAAGAAUAUAUAACUGAGGGAAACCCUAUGAAUAUAAACAGUGUGGU